AUGGAUGAGUUGGUGCAUGACUUGGCCUCGGCCUUAGAGCAGACUUCAGAGCAAAACAAGCUGGAUGAGCUCUGGGAAGAGAUGGCCCUAAGCCCGCGGCAGCAGCGGCGGCAGCUUCGCAAGAGACGGGGCCGUAAGCGGCGCUCGGACUUCGCGCACCAGGCCGAGCACGCCUGCUGCUACAGCGAGGCCUCCGAGUCGAGCCUGGACGAGGCCAUGAAGGAUUGCCGGGAGGUGCUGGCGGCCAAUUUCAGCGACUCUGAUGACAUGGCGGUGGUCAAACGGCACCCAGCGCUGAGUGCCGCCCUGCGGAGCAAGCAGCACUCGUGGCACGAGUCGGACUCCUUCACAGAGAACGCGCCGUGCCGGCCGCUGCGGCGCCGCCGCAAGGUGAAGCGCGUCACCUCCGAGGUGGCCGCCAGCCUCCAGCAAAAGCUUCGGGUGUCCGAGUGGAGCUACGAGAGGGGCUGCAGGUUCAAGUCGGCCAAGAAACAGCGUCUUUCACGCUGGAAGGAAAAUGCCCCUUGGACAACAUCCAGUCACAGCCUUUGUGAAUCGGGAGAGAACAGGCCCUUCCUCAGCAAAGUGGGAAGGAAAGAGCGGAUGGAGUGUGAAGCUGAUGAGCAGAAACAAGGCUCAGAUGAAAACAUGUCUGAAUGUGAAACCAGCAGUGUAUGCAGCAGCAGUGAUGCUGGCCUUUUUACCAAUGAUGAGGGGCGUCAAGGAGAUGACGAGCAGAGUGAUUGGUUUUAUGAAGGAGAAUGUGUCCCAGGAUUCACUGUCCCCAACUUUCUCCCUAAGUGGGGAGCUGACCACCGAUCCGAAGUGGAGCGGCUUGACGCGGGCCUGGACAAGCUCUCGGAUUCCACCUUCCUCUUGCCCUCGCGGCCGGCUCAGAGAGGGUUUCAUGCUCGCCUCAAUCGCCUGCCAGGAGCUGCUGCCCGUUGUCUCCGGAAGGGCCGCAGGAGGCUCGUUGGCAAGGAGACCUCCAUGAGCACCCUGGGCACUGAGAGGUUAGGCCAUAUUGUUAGUGACCCUCGCCAGAAAGAAAGGAACAAAGUGCCAGCCUCUGAUUUCCCCCACACUGUGGCCCAUGCACGUGAGUUCAAUCCAUUAUCUCCUCUGUACUCUCUGGACAUGCUUGCUGAUGCUUCCCACCGAAGAUGCUCUCCAGCACGCUGCACUGCCAGGCAAGCAAAUGUGCACCUGGGACCACCGUGCUCAAGGGAUAUCAAGAGGAAACGAAAGCCAGCUGCAGCCUCCAUUUCCAGCCCAACUUCAGCAACAGUAUCUGUCCACAUGGAUGCUGCAGACUCAGACCUACCAGCAACACUAUCCCCAAGAUCUCAGAGCUCUGAGGGGACUGGGAAAACACCAGCAGCUGAAAAAGCCACUGCUGCUUCCUCCACUAACUUUUUCAAAAUGCCACUAGAGAAGAGCCCUGGACACAGCUAAAAGGAAGCAUUGCAACUCAUAAAUGCAUAUUGGAUUUUGGAAGUGUUGGGCUUUAUAUAAUCUCCACCAAAUGUCUUGUUUGGCAGUAAUGGUAUCUUCAGUAUUGGUACGUGAUGCGUGCCAGCACCCAGGCUGAUGUGCGUGCCCCACAUGCCUAAAUAAUGCUUGUGAAUAUGUGUUUAAAGAAAGGUAAUCGGUGGUGUUGGGAGCGUAUUGGCUUUUAAAACAUUCUUGCUAUUGCUGUGAGUAUUUAUUAAUGCAUUCAUCUCUUUCCCUGGUGCCAGCGCAUACAUGCUGGGUCGUGCACAGAAUAUCCUGUGUUUUCACAUCUUCAUCUUGCAUCAGCCCAUGGACACGUUGCUUGUUUGCUGUAUGCAAUGCUUUUCAGGUGAAAGCCCUGCUGUAGCUACAAGGAGGCAGAGGCUUCCACCCAGUCCAUUGUCAGGCCACAGGAAUUCUUGGCUGGGGGAUGAGGAGGGAAGCACACAGGUUGAAACAUGGAACCUGCAUUAACUGAAUGUCCUGAAUGUCUUUAGUCUUGCUUGUGUAUGGCAUGUUCUUUCUUGAAUCUUCUGUUGGAUAAAGAGUUGGGAGAACUACUUGAACAUAAAUGUGCAGGAUGGGGUCAUGGAGAGGAACUUGGACCAUUGAAUAUCCUUAGAGUAUGAGAGAGGACAUGCAAAGCCUCUGUUCCUUAGCGAAUAACUUCAAAAGUGACUGCCAGUGUAUCCCGGGGCACUUGCUGUUGAAGUUGACCAACCACCUGAGUUCACAACCUUCUGGGUAAUGAUCACACCACUUCUGUCAUAUGUUGUCCCUCUCUUCAAAAAGUGUUGUCCGGGUGUCUCCACUACAGAUGAUGACGUUUCACACUGCAGCAUACACAGGCAAGUCUCUCUAUAACCCUCCCCUCGCCUCCCUGUUACCGUUUGUGUUGCAGAAUAUAUGGAAAGUGAUUUUACCCCCUCUUCCCGUGUCCAUGAUCACACUAUAUUUUUAUUGAAUGACUGGAGCUUAUAUUGGGCUACAUUUUUUUAAGAGUAUAUACCCUCAUAGCGUGUGUCAAGGAGGCAGUGGCUGCACUGGUUCUUAAAUCAUAUAGAAAUAGGAGGUAUUUGUAUGCACAGAGCUCCUCUGCUUUUCUCCCUGCGUGGAGCUUACAGACAGGAUCGUUUGAGCAUGUGAAAUGCACUUUGAAUGUGGAGGUGCAGUUAGCACUCAAGCAGAUAACAGAUUUUUGCAUGUUUUUAGUGUUUUUGCAGUGCUCUG
This is a messenger RNA of Nothoprocta perdicaria, 2724 nucleotides long. It is a transcript of the gene GPATCH2L, whose product is annotated as G-patch domain containing 2 like. The record is from RefSeq and is a predicted model, not a curated record. The coding region runs from base 1 to 1455 and encodes 484 amino acids. The transcript has 9 exons. NCBI's taxonomy places the organism in Eukaryota, Metazoa, Chordata, Aves, Tinamiformes, Tinamidae.